GGCUUAUUGUUUUAGAUUUGUUCGAUAUAUACAAAAAUGUCUCAUUUUCGUGAUACUGAACGAACUCCAAUAAUAAUGGAAAGAGAAAGAGUCGGAAAGAAGAUAGCAACAAUUGUAGUAGGUCAUCACUGUGCGCCAAGUGCUGUGAGAAAAAUAUUAUCUCGUUACUACAACGUCGUCCGUUUUUUUCUCUUUCCAUUAUUAUUGGAGUUCGUUCAGUAUCACGAAAAUGAGACAUUUUUGUAUAUGUCGAACAAAUCUAAAACAAUAAGCCAGUAAAAUGGACUGCAUAUAUACAUGUGUAGUUUUAACUUAUGCUCUAUCCAUGGAUAUGUAAAUGAAGAUAUAAUAAUAAAGGAUAGAGGAGAACGAGCUAAAAAAAAAGGCACUGUUUUUGUCCGCGGGAGAUUGAAUAUCUAUCCAAUAUUUGUUUUCAUUUGUUUUCUGUUAAGUUUAUAGUGCCUCGGUUAUUAAAAAUAAAUAAGUAAACAAAUGGCUUUUUAAUUCUCACCCGAAAGGUUUCUUCAUCUUAUUCAACACAACAGAAUCAAAAAAGACACGCAGUCUGAUAUGCAGGUAAAAAAUAUAAUGUGUGCAAAAACAAGUGUCGAUUCAUCAUCAUCAUCAACAUCGUGUUCAAGGCCUCCCAGUGAUUUUUAUUGGGCUUGUCGAAAUGGUGAUGUUAAAAAAGUAAAAGAAUUACUAAGUAACCGAACAUUAAAUGACAUUAAUGUAGAAGAGUCGAAUGGAUCUACGGCAUUACAUGCUGCCAGCUACAAGGGUCAUUUCGAAAUUGUUCAGUUACUGCUUAAUGCCGGCGCUAGUCGAUCGAUAAAAAAUAAACACAAGUUUUUUCCGUAUGAAGAGGGGAGAACGCCGGAAAUUAGAGAACUUUUUUCUCGUACAAAUCGUAAUCGAUUUGGUAAUGAUGAUAUUACCAAAUUAGAAUGGGCUGAAGUAGAUUUACAAGCUAUCAAUCGGCGUUCAUGGCUAAAAUUAAAUUGGACAAAAGACAAAAUGUUCAAUACAAUUGAAUGGAUGAGCAAAAAUUAUCUUUGCGAAAAAUUACCUGAUCUCACUGAACAUUCAACAAUAGAAUAUUUUUUCAAACAAGCGGAAACAGAGGAUUCAGAUUCGGAAGAUCGGAGGAUCAGAGGACAACCGAAAUAUUUAAUCAAAGCAUAUACGGCUGAGACCGAUUAUUAUAGAAAAUUCAGCAUAGAUUUUGCAUCAGAAGAUUUGGAUAAAGAUUGGACUUCAAGUAUGCUGCAGUGGAUUGUGGCCACAUUCUAUAGUCAUCCGCUAUUAGGUGGAUUCAGCUUCCAAGGUCAAACGUAUCGAGGAGCGAAAAUGAGUGAUAGUGACUAUAAGCGGUACCACACUCAAUACAAAGCUGGUAAGCGCGUUACGGUUAUGAAUAAGUUAUUUUUAUCAACAUCGAAAGAUAGAAAAGUGGCUGAAGAAUUUGCUAUUGGAGGAAAUCUAUCAAAACAUUCUGUUUUAUGUAAAUAUGAAAUACGAAAUGAUCGCACGGCGCUGGACAUAGAGUCAGUAUCUGAAUAUCCCCAAGAGAAAGAAGUGCUGAUAUUACCUAAUGCCACUUUUAAAGUAGUCAAGAUCAUAGAACAUGACAAGAAGAAAGACAUGACAAGAAGAAAGACAAAUUUGGCUUGA
This is a messenger RNA of Didymodactylos carnosus, 1674 nucleotides long. Lineage: Eukaryota; Metazoa; Rotifera; Eurotatoria; Philodinida; Philodinidae. The record is from the annotation of a GenBank genome assembly.